AUGGCAGGACCGCGCAACCGUUUCGACUGGCCCGAUUCCUAUGAAAAGAUCCUUGAAAGACAAGGAGUUUGGGAUUAUAAACGACACGAAGUAAAGGAAAUCUACAGGAAACGUCCAAGUUAUGAGCGUGAUCUUCGCAAUUUGUACGAUGACUGGAAAAAACAGACCCACUGGGGACAGAAGGACUACAAAUCUAGCAGAUACAAAAUCCCAUCUUCAGGAUUUGGGCGCUAUGGAUUUCCUGGAAAAUAA
Messenger RNA from Caenorhabditis bovis, 252 nucleotides. The record is from the annotation of a GenBank genome assembly. Lineage: Eukaryota; Metazoa; Nematoda; Chromadorea; Rhabditida; Rhabditidae.